This is a messenger RNA of Oikopleura dioica, 1077 nucleotides long. Lineage: Eukaryota; Metazoa; Chordata; Appendicularia; Copelata; Oikopleuridae. The record is from the annotation of a GenBank genome assembly.
AUGUUGUUCGAAGAGCGAGUUACAGUGCUGCCAACAACGACUACUGAAGUAACAUCAACCCCAGUCUCCAAAACCUGCCAAGUUUGCUCCGACAUCGCCAGCGGUUAUCAUUUCAAUGCUCUUACUUGCGAGGGAUGCAAGGGGUUCUUCAGGAGAACCAUGAAGGCUGGAAAGCAGUUCCGAUGCGCGUACGAGGGCAACUGCAAGAUCAACAGAAACAACAGGAGACACUGCCAGGCCUGUCGAAUCCAGAAGUGCCUUUUGAUCGGAAUGAAGAAGGAGUGCAUCAUGUCGGACGAGCAAAUCAAACGAAAGCGCGAAUUAAUCCAGCACAAUCGAAUCAAACGAAUCCAACACGAAAUUCCGGAACUCAGCGGCGACGAACUCGGCCGACUCAAUAAUAUCGAGAGAGCUUUUGCUGAAUCCACCGAGCAAACAUCCCAACAAACAGACGUCGACAUCGAUUUCACCCGCCUGGUCGGCUUGUACGAGCAAUUCUCGCCAGUCCGCCGCUCUGAAAGUCUAACUGUCAUCAAAAAGGCAACGAAUGGAUGCAUCGAAGAAGUGAACCUGGCGCAGGUGCUAUUUUUAAAGACCCUCGGGCAGCUCGUUAAUGAAGUCGCUACUUUUGCCAAGAACUUGGAACCCUUCAACAGAUUGUCGAAAAAUGACCAACGAGCGCUUUUGAAUGGAUCUAUUGCUGAAUUGGUUCAUAUUCGGUUGAACAAACUCUUCGACACGGAAUCCAACGAGUUCAUCAUCUCUUCCCACUCACUGAACAUCGCCGAAUCUCGAAUCCCCUCUCGUUUGAUUGAAGAAAUCUACCGAUUCCACCACCGAAUGUCUUCUCAAAAAGUCGACGAUACUGUCGUUGCGAUUCUCUGCGCAAUCACGCUCUUUUCGCCCGAUAGACCAGGAGUCGAAGAUACAGACACGGUUGAAGAGCUACAGCACGAACUGACCUGCUUGUUGCAAAGUUAUAUUACAGGCACAAGAAGGAAGAAUAUCUCUAGCUUCGCGACGCUCCUGAAUCUGCUCGUAAUAAUUCGACCAAUUUCCAGUCUUAUGCGCCUCUGA